Octodon degus (degu) is the source of this 1920-nucleotide messenger RNA. It is a transcript of the gene Ift52, whose product is annotated as intraflagellar transport 52. Gene Ontology annotation, biological process: intraciliary transport; cilium assembly. The transcript is spliced from 14 exons. NCBI's taxonomy places the organism in Eukaryota, Metazoa, Chordata, Mammalia, Rodentia, Octodontidae. The record is from RefSeq and is a predicted model, not a curated record. The coding region runs from base 135 to 1475 and encodes 446 amino acids. Gene Ontology annotation, cellular component: cilium; intraciliary transport particle B; centriole.
CUGUCGUCAUCACGUAGCUGCGGAGGUAACUCCUCGCCCGGUGCCACGCCUUCUCAGAGUGGCCCGAGUUCCACGGCAGUUGCUAAGCGGCCUUGGAUACCUGGCGGCAGGAUGCUGGGAGACGUCAGGUGAAGAUGGUGGUCACCGGGCCUCAGGCAACCAUGGAGAAGGAUGUUCGGAGCACCAUUCUUUUCAAUGCUUACAAAAAGGAGGUAUUUACCAUCAACAAUGGCUAUAAAUCCAUGCAGAAGAGACUUCGGAGUAAUUGGAAGAUUCAGAGUUUAAAAGAUGAAAUCACAUCUGAGAAGCUAAUUGGGGUGAAACUGUGGAUUACAGCUGGACCAAGGGAAAAAUUUACUGCAGCUGAGUUUGAAGUCCUAAAGAAGUAUCUUGACAGUGGCGGAGAUAUCCUUGUGAUGCUCGGAGAAGGUGGAGAAUCUAGAUUUGACACCAAUAUUAACUUCCUACUAGAAGAAUAUGGAAUCAUGGUUAAUAAUGAUGCUGUGGUUAGAAAUGUGUAUUACAAGUAUUUUCAUCCUAAGGAAGCUCUGGUUUCCAAUGGAGUAUUGAACAGGGAAAUUAGUCGAGCUGCAGGAAAGGCUGUGCCUGGAAUCAUUGAUGAGGACAGCAGUGGAAACAAUGCCCAGGCUCUCACCUUUGUCUACCCUUUUGGUGCCACAUUGAGUGUCAUGAAACCGGCAGUGGCUGUUCUGUCCACAGGCUCCGUCUGCUUCCCGCUUAACAGACCUAUCCUGGCUUUCUAUCACUCGAAGAACCAAGGGGGGAAGCUGGCAGUGCUUGGCUCCUGUCACAUGUUCAGUGACCAGUAUUUGGAUAAAGAAGAAAACAGCAAAAUCAUGGAUGUUGUUUUCCAGUGGCUUACAACAGGAGACAUCCACCUGAACCAGAUUGAUGCUGAGGACCCAGAGAUCUCUGAUUACACGAUGCUGCCUGACACCGCCACCCUGUCAGAACGGUUACGAGUGUGUCUCCAGGAGGGCGAGGAGAACCCACGCGAUUUUACCACUCUUUUUGAUUUGUCUAUUUACCAGCUGGACACCACCUCCCUCCUCAAGGUCAUCAAGGCUCAUGAGCAGCUAAAUGUGAAACAUGAACCACUCCAGCUCAUCCAGCCUCAGUUUGAGACACCGCUGCCUGCCCUGCAGCCUGCUGUGUUCCCUCCCAGCUUCAGGGAGUUGCCACCUCCUCCUCUGGAACUGUUUGACUUAGAUGAGACAUUUUCUUCUGAAAAGGCACGCCUCGCUCAAAUUACUAACAAGUGUACUGAAGAAGACCUGGAAUUCUAUGUCAGGAAGUGUGGUGACAUUCUUGGAGUAACCAGUAAGCUACCAAAGGAUCAACAGGAUGCUAAACAUAUCCUGGAGCACAUCUUCUUCCAGGUGGUGGAAUUCAAGAAACUGAACCAGGAACAUGAUGUGGACACAAGUGAAAUGGCAUUCCAGAGCAAUUUCUGAGGACGGCUUCUGCAAGCAUUUUCUGCCUCUUUAUAUUUGAAUUGUUCUUCACUUCCUCACCAAAGUGUGUAAACUCCCUUUCCUCCAUGAGCCAUGCUUCUGAACUCCUGAAGCACUCACUUCUGUUGUUUCAAAUGUGAUAGCCCAUCCUCAGGAGCUCAGUGUUGCUGUGCAGGGGCAGGGAGGGACGGCUUCUGCCUCACUAGGCUGGUUGUCUGGAAAUGCCUAACAGCAUAUUGAAUACAUCUGAGAACUUGGGGGACCCUGAAGGCCAGAUAGGAGAUUGCAGAGCCACUGAAGGUGUAUAAGUGAUGUAGCACAGUGGGAAUCAUUUAGCCGGUGGGUUCAAUAAAGAUGGAAACACCUGCCCAUGAUGGUUCAUGCCUGUCAUCCCAGCACUCUUGAGGAGCUGAGGCAGGAAGAUCAUAAAUUCAAGCCCAACCUG